AACUUACAACUUACAACUUACAACAUAUAACAUACAACAUCAACAUCAACAUACCAACAUACCAACAACCAACAUUAAUCAGCUGGCAUAACAAAACAUCACAUCGCAUCACAUCGCCUCUCGUCGUGCGACAUUAACCCCUGAGUCUGCGUCGGGGAUCCAGAUCGGUUGUCAAAUCCCGCUGCAAGCCAUAGGAACGGGAAGGAGAGACGUAAGAGGCUACAGACAGUUGAAGCAUCCGAAUCCGACGAUAUGGGCGUAUUCCCAACGCUGGUUCGGCCGCCGCCGCUCGACACGUCCAAGGCGCCUAUCGAGAACGCGCUCGAGCUAACCGAGCUGGGCGUCAUCGGGCCUGACCUCUUCACCAAUACGCGCGAGCUCUGGCAUCCACCUGGCGCACGGGGGAUCUACGGAGGCGCCGUCAUUGCGCAGACGCUUGCUGCUGCCCAACGCACCGUCCCGCCGAACUUCGUAGUACACUCGUACCACUGCUUCUUCGUGCUAGCAGGCGACUCUAGUGUACCCAUUUUGUACCAUGUUGAGCGUGUGCGUGAGGGCCGGUCCUUCUGCACCCGUACCGUGCAGGCCCGCCAGCGCGGCCAUGCCAUCUUCACCGUCACGUGCUCGUUCGUGCGCGAGGGCAGCGGUGGCGAAGAGUCGGUCUCGCACGCUGUGUCCGUGCCGGCCGAGGCGCUCGCCCAGACCCCUCCCGACGACUACCAGGACCCGCCGUUCCUGCGCCGGGCCGGCGACGAUCCGUUCCAGAGCUUCCGAUGCAAAGCCCCCGGGGACGGCGACGGCGACGACGACGAGAGGCCGCCCGCGACGAAGCGCGUGUGGCAGUGGGUUCGCGCGCGCGGCAAGAUCAGCGAGAAGGGCGGUCUUAGGGCGCACCUGAGCGCGCUGGCGUACGUCAGCGACUCGUACUUCAUCGGCACGGUCAGCCGCAUCCACCGACUAUGGCGGUACCCGGUGCGGCCGGACGACAUCGGGAAGCUGGAGCCGGACGUGCGGAAGCAUCUGGAGCAGCUGAACGAGUGGGAGGGGUACGGGACGCUGGAGAGUACGGCAAAGCGGCCCGAGGUGGGCAUGAUGGUGUCGCUAGACCACUCGAUUUACUUCCACAACCCGAGCAAGGUGCGCGCCGACGAGUGGAUGUUCGUCGAGAUGGAGAGUCCCUGGGCGGGAGACGGCAGGGGCGUGGUUAUGCAGAAGAUCUAUAGCCGCGACGGGACGCUGCUCGCCACGGCGUUCCAGGAGGGCGUUGUAAGAUUAAAGAAGAAGAGCAACCAGGACAAGGCCAAGCUAUAGAAGACCGUUGGCUAGCCUUGCUAUGUAAGAGGGACAAGGGUAAUAGAAAGGGACCUAGAGAGGUGUUUGUGCGUGCGUGCUUGCUUGCUUGCUUGUUAGUUAGAAUGGAGUUUUGUACGUUGGAUGGGAUUUAUAGAUUUGUUAUUAAUAGCUGUUUGGGAGGGCUGCAUAUUACAAGGGCAUAUGGAGAGGUCUCACGCGAGUAGAUGCGAAUUUUUAGAUUGUAGUAGAUACCUACCUACCUACGUAUUCCGUACAUAGAAUUAUACCCGUUCAUAUGUCCAAUUUCCCAGCGAGAGCUU
Daldinia decipiens is the source of this 1613-nucleotide messenger RNA. RefSeq names its product Thioesterase/thiol ester dehydrase-isomerase. Gene Ontology annotation, biological process: fatty acid catabolic process; acyl-CoA metabolic process. The coding region runs from base 253 to 1311 and encodes 352 amino acids. The transcript has 4 exons. The record is from RefSeq and is a predicted model, not a curated record. Lineage: Eukaryota; Fungi; Ascomycota; Sordariomycetes; Xylariales; Hypoxylaceae. Gene Ontology annotation, molecular function: fatty acyl-CoA hydrolase activity. Gene Ontology annotation, cellular component: peroxisomal matrix.